Messenger RNA from Closterium sp. NIES-65, 699 nucleotides. The record is from the annotation of a GenBank genome assembly. Lineage: Eukaryota; Viridiplantae; Streptophyta; Zygnematophyceae; Desmidiales; Closteriaceae.
AUGGCUACCCCCAGUGUCCUUACCUUUGAUGCUGAGGGUCGGGCUGUUGACUUUGAGGUCUGGGUCGAUGAUGUACAACUUUUCCUACAGUGCGAUAGGACAAACGGUCUCUCCCUGUUCGAUCUCACGUCUGGUCCCUCUCCUGCCCCUCCUGCCGAUGCUGACAGCACUGUUCGCUCACAGUGGGCCACACGCGAUGCAGCUGCCCGUCUUGCUAUGCGUCGCCACUUACCGACCACUGAGCGUGCGCAUUUUAGUCAGUACAAGAGUGCUAAGACCUUGGACCACUUCCUCUCUCUUUGCCCCACCACACUCUCCGUUGACCUCCUCGAGGAGCGCCUCCUGGCAGUAGAGAAGAGUAUAGUCGCUGUAGGAGCCUCUCGUGGUGACCCUCGUACCCCCUUCUUUGAGGGGUGUUCCCCCUCCCCCCUCUUGCCCUCUGUUGCCUCUGCUGCUGCGGCCGACCUCGUUGGCCUCGAGUCGGUCGGAGCUGCGUCUGCACCUAGCGGGAGACGCCGCACUGGCAAGGGCAAGGGGGGCAAGGGCGCUAGAGAAGCUGGGGGGGGCGGUGGAGGUGGCAGUGGAGGCGGUGGAGGGGGUGGGGGUGGUGGUGGGAGUGGUGGCGGGGGUGGGGGCCGGGGUGGGGGUGCUAGUCCCUGUACCUACGUCCUCCGUACCGGCGACCGCACUUGUGAGUAG